This is a messenger RNA of Synchiropus splendidus (mandarinfish), 3184 nucleotides long. RefSeq names its product oocyte zinc finger protein XlCOF6.1-like. The coding region runs from base 165 to 1562 and encodes 465 amino acids. Gene Ontology annotation, cellular component: nucleus. NCBI's taxonomy places the organism in Eukaryota, Metazoa, Chordata, Actinopteri, Syngnathiformes, Callionymidae. The transcript is spliced from 2 exons. The record is from RefSeq and is a predicted model, not a curated record. Gene Ontology annotation, molecular function: DNA-binding transcription activator activity, RNA polymerase II-specific; RNA polymerase II cis-regulatory region sequence-specific DNA binding. Gene Ontology annotation, biological process: regulation of transcription by RNA polymerase II.
UGAACAAAGUGCGCGCCGUGUCCAGUCUGUUCGUCAGAGAUGGAGGAACAAGUGGUGGCGGGUACGUUUUUGAAUUGGUCCUCUCUCUAUUGCGCUGGGUCGUUGAAAACUGUCGGAGCGUUUGUCUCGCUUCGCUGCCCAUCAUGUAGCGUUUCCCUGAGUACAUGACACGUAACCCGGGUUUGCAUCUUGAUGUGGCGGACAUCUGGAACUUGUACGUGUCUGCAGCGAAACCUCGAAGUUCCGACAUGAAAGCAGAGCAGCAGGAGUGGGGCCCCAGUCUGGACCAGGAGGAACCAGAACCUCCACUCAUCAAAGAGGAAGAGGAGGAGGAAGAUGUCACCAAGUUGCCCUUCAACAUCGUUGUUGUGAAGAGUGAGGAUGAUGAAGAUCAAGCUCGGUUCUCGCAGCUUCAUCAAUGUGAGGGAGAGCCUCCAACAAGAUUGCCUCAACACAUGAAAACCGAAGGAGACGACUGUGAAGCAUCCAGCAGCUUGGAUCCACUCCUACACUCAGAUACUGACAUCAGUGAAGACUGGAGAGAAAACAACUCUGUCCUAGACAGUGUCUAUAAAGAUGAUGACAAAUCAUUGAGCUGCUCUGAAUGUGGGAGGAAAUGUUCCUCCAAAGCUGGACUGACUCUGCAUAAGGGCUCCUGCAGUGGAAAACCUUUAUCCUGCUCAGUUUGCGGAAAAAUAUUCACUCAUCGAGGACGUCUUCGAACUCACUCAAGGAUUCACACUGGGGAGAGACCGUUCUCUUGCUCUCUGUGUGGUAAGUGUUUUAAUCGAAAAGAAUAUAUGAAGACUCACAUGAGAAGUCACACAGGUGAGAAACCCUUCUGCUGUUCAGAGUGCAACACCUACUUUACUCAGAGAGAGCAUCUGAAGAGACACAUGAGAAUUCACAUUGGAGUGAAACCGUUUGACUGUUCAGAAUGUGGCAAGCGUUUCAGUGAGAGGCAUGAUCUGAUGACUCAUGUGAGAAUUCACACAGGAGAAAAACCUUUCUGCUGUUCCGUGUGCAGUAAAUGUUUCAACCAAAAACAACAUCUCAAAGUUCACAUGAAAAGCCACACCGGAGAGAAGCCGUUUUCCUGCUCAGAAUGUGGGAAAUGUUUCAAUCAGACCCAACAUCUGAAGACUCACAUGAGACGUCACACAGGUGAGAAACCCUUUGGCUGUGCUGAAUGUGGCAAAAGUUUUAUUCGAAGAGCACACCUGAAUAUUCACAUGAACAGUCACACAGGAGAGAAACCGUUUAGCUGCACAGAUUGUGGUAAAUAUUUUCAACAGAGAGAUCAUCUGAAGGCUCACAUGAGGAUUCACACAGGAGAGAAACCCUUCAACUGCUUGGAAUGCGGAAAGUCUUUCAAUCAGGCGCAGCACCUGAAGACACACACGAGGAUCCACACCGGGGAGAAGGCCUUCAGCUGCGCGAUAUGUGACAAAUGUUUCACCAAGAAAAAGUACCUCCAGGCUCACAUGAAACGACACACUGCGGUGGAACCCUGGCUCCAAGCACAAAUGUCUAUUGAACCUCAAAUUUCGCCUGAGAAAUAAUCAAAUAUUUGUCAUGAACUUGUCAGACGGGUUCUUCUUCCCUUCAAAGGAGUGCACCAAAGAAACAUGUUUGAGUUCAAUGUAAGCAGUUUGGACGCCUCUUGAACUGGUCUGAUGAUAGUCAACCUCUCUCAUCCUUUAAGAGGCCCUGUGCUGCUGUAUUUCACUGAGCUCAAAUCUCAUGGAUGGUUGGGUUUACUACUUGACAGGUUCUGUCUGGCCCAGUAGCCAGUGUGCUGCUCAGUGGUCACCUCGCUCGCCUGCGUUGUGUCAUCUGUUGUUUGAUGCUGUGGCUCCUGGAGAGUGGCAGCAAGUCACCUUUUCUCUGUUUGUCUUUGAAAGAAGAUGACAAAGAUCAUAACUGGAGCUGGUGAUGAGACUGGAUAUGAUGACUCGUCAAGAUACUGCCACACACCCCUCCAAUCUUAGUUGGAGAAGCCUUUUUUCUCAAAAAAUAAAGGAAACACUAAAGUAACACAUACAUGAAAUGUUUUUAUUAAAUACUACAUGAUACUGUUCUUUCCAUAGUUGAAUGUGCUGACAACAAAAUCACACAAAAAUGAUCAAUGAAAAUGACAUGUAUCAACCCAUGAAAAAACACUGAUGAGGCAGCAGAUGUUCUCCUGAGGGAUCUCCUCCCAGAGUGUUCAUGUUGCAGGAACUGCUGACACACUCCUGACACAUGAGGUCUAGCAUUGUCUUGCAUUAGGAGGAACCCAGGGCCAACCGCACCAGCAUAUGGUCUCACAAGGGGUCUGAGGAUCUCAUCUCGGUAACUACAAAAACGGUGAACUACAAACAUGAACAUACAAAUCCGUCUUUAAGGCAGGUUUGCAUUCACAAAAACAAGUUGACGGACCCUGAUGGACUCAGCCUGUUCCUCCGGUCAGAGAUUAUCUGCCCGGUACAGAUGUGUCCACAAUGCAUAACCUCACUUUCAUCACCACAGAAAGCCGUUAAUAAGCUGGGGAACUUCUUUCCCACCAUGAUAGUGAGUUCAACAUGCCGGAUAGGUGUUCCUCUGCCCAGUAAGUCCUCAUCUCCAUUAUGAGGUGUGAUGUGGAUGAUCUUGUUCCUGACCUCCUACUUUUCAUUCUUUCAUCAACGUCCUUCCAAAACAUUGUUUUUUGUGCCGACUGCAGCACCUAGUAGUAGUAGUUGAUUGAGUAGUCAAAACUACUUACCUUUCAGCACUAGGGUUGAAGAAUGGUGCCAAUGUCUGAUGUCCCCUCCCUUCCCUGUUGCCUCAUCUCUCUCUCUUCCCCCUUUCAUCCCUCCGUCCCGCCAGACCACACACAAAAAUGCAUACUUUUUCUAGGCUAAAACAAUGUUGCUGGUGCAGUGUGCAACCACUAACAUUCUUGUCUCUCAGACCUUGUUCCUGUGAGUUGUCAAGGAGGAUGCUACAGAACCCGUUCCAUUUGCUGGAGAGAGUCAUUUGUUCCACAAUAUUGCUUUAACAUUUAGACUUCCUGCAUUCUUCCCUCAAUGGCAAUAUUUUGCUGACCUUUUACUUGUUCAUAUGCCAACACUUACAGAUGGUUUAGACUAAGCCUUAUGAUGAUUCAUGUUGUUGUCAUGCAUAAAUCUAACUAAUUAAGGCGGCAGAGGCUGCGCAGGUU